AUGGCUCUCACGCUGUUGCCUUUUCUGUACCAGACGAGGACGCUGCAACGGGCCAUCCGGACCCGGGAUGCCCUCCUGCCUUCCGCUCGGCUCGCCCACGUCCUCCGAAGGGGCCGGCAUCGCAAGCCGGACAACGCCAUCCCCUUUGUGUGGGAUCAUGCCAGCCCGUACGACGAAGCAGAGGGCGCUCCGGCCCGGGAAUCCACCAUCACGCCGUCGGAGGCAGAAAUCUUCAGGAGCAUCUUUGACGAAAUCGCCCAAGGGCGCAUGCCGUCGGCCGCGAGGAAGCAGCAGCAGCAGCAGCAGCAGCAGCAGCUCGCCGCCGCCGCCCAGGGGCCCGGCCGGGCUUCGGGAGAGGAAGCGCUUUUUGCCGGCGUGCAGAAGCCGCGGGUGGCCAGGUCCAUCGUCGAGCAGGCGCGCGUGAUGGAGUUUCGGGACAGGAUCCUGCGUCGGUACCCGCCCUCGCUGAGGAGCGCUGCCCACGUGGCGCUGGGCCUGUACGACUCGGAGCCCGGCGGCGAGAAGGGCCGGGGGGUCGUGGAGCUUGACGAGGCCAACUACUCAACGUGGGAGGAGCGAGCCCGCUACGAGCGCGCGAGGCUGCGGGAGCGCGAGCGGGUGGAUGCGCUGAUGAAGGCGUGCGCCACGGACGCUGAGCUGUGGCGCGUCAUGGACGAGGAGGUGUUUUCGCUGCCUGCGAAGCUGGGCAUCGAGCAGCGCCAGGCCGCCACGGCGGGCAGCAGGGGCCGAGGCCGGAAGGACAAAGCCGCUGCUGCUGCUGCUGCUGCUGCUGACGAGGCGGAGAAGAAGCACGCGGCGAACGGCGCAGACCCGAAGAAGAAGAAGACGACGACGACGAAGAAGACGAAGAAUGCAAAGACAUGCACUGCCGAAGCAGGAGCCAAGAAAAAGGCCGAGCAGGAGAAGCGCGAGACGAACGACGCCGCCCGGAAGAAGGUGGCUGUCGCGGAAUCGGCAGCCGACGGGGAGAAGCCCGCCAUGAACGUUCACGGGACUCUCUACUCGCACUUUAUCAACGCGGGGCUGGGGCUCUUUGACACCGCCUUUGCCCGUCCGUCCGACUACGCGUUCCAGAUCCUGCCCCGCGUCAAGGAGCUCGGGUUGCCGUCGUACGUCUUGGGGGUGUCGACGCCUUUCUACGCCCGCCUGGCCCGGAUUCACUGGAACCGGUUCGGGGACGCCAACGCGGCCCUGGACCUGUUGCGAGAGAUGAGCUCGGCCGGGCUGCACGCCGACCAGGACGUGUGCGAUUUGCUGGCCACGAUUCGCAACCAGCUGCACGGGUGCGCGUGGGGUGCGCAGGGCCCGUUUGUCAUGGGCAUGAUGGAGGCGCCGCCGUACGACGGGACCUUGACGCAUAGGCUGGCGGAGAUGGAGAAGCACGUGGUCCGGGCCAUGGACGAGAGGGCUGCCGAGAUGGAGGCGGCUGCGUAG
This is a messenger RNA of Ustilaginoidea virens, 1455 nucleotides long. RefSeq lists its product as uncharacterized. The record is from RefSeq and is a predicted model, not a curated record. The coding region runs from base 1 to 1455 and encodes 484 amino acids. The transcript has a single exon. Lineage: Eukaryota; Fungi; Ascomycota; Sordariomycetes; Hypocreales; Clavicipitaceae. Gene Ontology annotation, cellular component: mitochondrion.